This is a messenger RNA of Cucurbita pepo subsp. pepo (vegetable marrow), 5250 nucleotides long. RefSeq lists its product as uncharacterized. Gene Ontology annotation, molecular function: protein binding. The record is from RefSeq and is a predicted model, not a curated record. Lineage: Eukaryota; Viridiplantae; Streptophyta; Magnoliopsida; Cucurbitales; Cucurbitaceae.
UCUUAUUUUUAAAUAACUAAGUCUCAACACCACAAAUAACCCUACAAUUAAUCCUAACCCUCAAAACACCAAAUUCAAACUCCCUACCAAACUCUUUAAAAGGCCCCAAUAUCGACUGUAACAAAGCAACUCACCAUGGCUUCUCUUCUUCUCUUCCUCCUCCUUGUUGUCUUCACUCUCCCAUCGGUCUCCCUUGCCGUCACGAAAGCUGAAGUUUCGUAUCUCGUUGGUCGUCAACUUUUGGCUCUAAGAGAACACGAUGAACUCCCAGAUGACUAUAAAUAUGAUGCUGAAAUUGAUCCUCAUGAAACUUUCCUAAAUGAGAGGUUGAAGAAGGCUUUUGUUGCCCUCAAAGCUUGGAAAACCGCCAUAUAUUCUGACCCAUAUAACUUCACUGAAAAUUGGGUUGGCAAUGACGUCUGUCUUUAUAGGGGCGUUUUUUGUACUACGGCGCUUGAUGACUCCACCGUUGAGGUUGUGGCUGGCAUUGAUUUGAACCAUGCUGACAUUGCAGGCUACCUGCCACCCGAGCUUGGACUCUUGACAGAUUUGGCAUUGUUCCAUAUCAACUCUAAUAGGUUUUGUGGGAUAAUUCCUCGUAGCUUUUCUAAGCUCACUCUCAUGUUUGAGUUCGACGUCAGUAACAACCGGUUCGUUGGCCAUUUUCCAGAGGUUGUCUUUCAUUGGCGUAUCGCUAAGUUCCUCGAUCUUAGGUUCAACGACUUUGAAGGAGAAGUCCCACCAGCACUCUUCACUAUGACCUUCGACGCCAUAUUCUUAAACAACAAUAGAUUUAGUUCCUUAAUCCCGGAUACCAUUGGAAACUCCACUGUCUCCCUUGUGUCCUUUGCGUACAACUACUUCCAUGGCUGCAUUCCUAGUUCGGUCGGCCAAAUGACCAGCCUCAACCAGGUUCUCUUUAUCGGCAACAAACUCCAUGGCUGUCUUCCAGUCGAGAUCGGAAAGCUUGUCAAUCUAACGGUUCUUGAUAUCAGCAAUAAUAGCUUUCCUGGCUGGUUGCCCGCAUUGUCGGGGCUCAAGAAUUUGCAGUAUCUGGACGUUAGUUACAAUGAAUUUAGAGGCUCUGUUUCUGGGGAGAUAUGCAAAUUGCCCCAUUUGGGUAACUUUAAUUUCUCCUUUAAUUAUUUUGAUCAGCAAGAUGCAAAGUGUGUGGCACCUAAAGAUUCAAAAAAGGUUUUUGAUGAUGUUCAUAAUUGCUUACUUAAUCGCCCGGAGCAAAGAGAUGCUGAGACUUGUAGCUCUUUUAUGAUGAAAUCGGUGGAGUGUAGAAAUUGUGGUGAAGAUCCUACUACAAGGUCUCCAGAAUCUCAUCAUCCAGUUCCAUCCUCACCUCCUCAUCAUCACGCGGGCGCACCCCCUGCUCCCCAAGUUGAGACUCACGCGGGCGCACCCCCUGCUCCCCAAGUUGAGGCUCCAUCGGGCGGACCCCCUGCUCCCCAAGUUGAGGCUCCAUCGGGCGGACCCCCUGUCACCCAAGUUGAGGCUCCAUCGGGCGCGCCCCCUGUCACCCAAGUUGAGGCUCCAUCGGGCGCGCCCCCUGUCACACAAGUUGAGGCUCCAUCGGGCGCGCCCCCUGUCACACAAGUUGAGGCUCCAUCGCCCCCUGCCACCCAAGUUGAGGCUCCAUCGCCCCCUGCCACCCAAGUUGAGGCUCCAUCGCCCCCUGCCACCCAAGUUGAGGCUCCAUCGCCCCCUGCCACCCAAGUUGAGGCUCCAUCGCCCCCUGCCACCCAAGUUGAGGCUCCAUCGCCCCCUGCCACCCAAGUUGAGGCUCCAUCGCCCCCUGCCACCCAAGUUGAGGCUCCAUCGCCCCCUGCCACCCAAGUUGAGGCUCCAUCGGGCGCACCCCCUGUCACCCAAGUUGCUCCAUCGGGCGCACCCCCUGUCACCCAAGUUGCUCCAUCGGGUGCACCCCCUGCCACCCAAGUUGAGGCUCCAUUGGGCGCACCCCAUAUUUCUGAACCCCCUGUCACCCAAGUUGAGGCUCCAUCGGGCGCACCCCCUGUCACCCAAGUUGAGGCUCCAUCGCCCCCUGUCACCCAAGUUGCUCCAUCGGGCGCACCCCCUGCCACCCAAGUUGAGGCUCCAUCGGGCGCACCCCAUAUUUCUGAACCCCCAGCGUCCCAAGUUGAGGCUCCAUUGGGCGGACCCCCAGCGUCCCAAGUUGAGGCUCCAUCGGGUGGACCCCAUAUUUCCGAACCCCCUGUCACCCAAGUUGAGGCUCCGUCGGGCGCACCCCCUGUCACCCAAGUUGAGGCUCCGUCGGGCGCACCCCCUGUCACCCAAGUUGAGGCUCCGUCGGGCGCACCCCCUGCCACCCAAGUUGAGGCUCCGUCGGGCGCACCCCCUGCCACCCAAGUUGAGGCUCCAUCGGGCGGACCCCCUGUCGCCCAAGUUGAGGCUCCAUCGGGCGGACCCCAUAUUUCCGAACCCCCUGUCUCCCAAGUUGAGGCUCCGUCAGGCGCACCCCCUGCCAAACAAGUUGAGGCUCCGUCGGGCGCACCCCCUACCAAACAAGUUGAGGCUCCGUCGGGCGCACCCCCUGCCAAACAAGUUGAGGCUCCGUCGGGCGCACCCCCUAUUUCUGAACCCCCUGUCUCCCAGGUUGCGGCUCCAUCGGGCGCACCCCCUGUCACCCAAGUUGAGGCUCCGUCGGGCGCACCCCCUGCCACCCAAGUUGAGGCUCCGUCGGGCGCACCCCCUGCCACCCAAGUUGAGGCUCCGUCGGGCGGACCCCCUGUCGCCCAAGUUGAGGCUCCAUCGGGCGGACCCCAUAUUUCCGAACCCCCUGUCUCCCAAGUUGAGGCUCCAUCGGGCGCACCCCCUGCCAAACAAGUUGAGGCUCCGUCAGGCGCACCCCAUAUUUCUGAACCCCCUGUCUCCCAGGUUGAGGCUCCAUCGGGCGGACCCCCUGCGUCCCAGGUUGAGGCUCCAUCGGGCGGACCCCCAGCGUCCCAGGUUGAGGCUCCAUCGGGCGGACCCCCAGCGUCCCAAGUUGAGGCUCCAUCGGGCGGACCCCCAGCGUCCCAAGUUGAGGCGCCAUCGGGCGGACCCCCAGCGUCCCAAGUUGAGGCGCCAUCGGGCGGACCCCCAGCGUCCCAAGUUGAGGCGCCAUCGGGCGGACCCCCAGCGUCCCAAGUUGAGGCGCCAUCGGGCGGACCCCCAGCGUCCCAAGUUGAGGCGCCAUCGGGCGGACCCCCAGCGUCCCAAGUUGAGGCGCCAUCGGGCGGACCCCCAGCGUCCCAAGUUGAGGCGCCAUCGGGCGGACCCCCAGCGUCCCAAGUUGAGGCGCCAUCGGGCGGACCCCCAGCGUCCCAAGUUGAGGCGCCAUCGGGCGGACCCCCAGCGUCCCAAGUUGAGGCGCCAUCGGGCGGACCCCCAGCGUCCCAAGUUGAGGCGCCAUCGGGCGGACCCCCAGCGUCCCAAGUUGAGGCGCCAUCGGGCGGACCCCCAGCGUCCCAAGUUGAGGCGCCAUCGGGCGGACCCCCAGCGUCCCAAGUUGAGGCGCCAUCGGGCGGACCCCCAGCGUCCCAAGUUGAGGCGCCAUCGGGCGGACCCCCAGCGUCCCAAGUUGAGGCGCCAUCGGGCGGACCCCCAGCGUCCCAAGUUGAGGCGCCAUCGGGCGGACCCCCAGCGUCCCAAGUUGAGGCGCCAUCGGGCGGACCCCCAGCGUCCCAAGUUGAGGCGCCAUCGGGCGGACCCCCAGCGUCCCAAGUUGAGGCGCCAUCGGGCGGACCCCCAGCGUCCCAAGUUGAGGCGCCAUCGGGCGGACCCCCAGCGUCCCAAGUUGAGGCGCCAUCGGGCGGACCCCCAGCGUCCCAAGUUGAGGCGCCAUCGGGCGGACCCCCAGCGUCCCAAGUUGAGGCGCCAUCGGGCGGACCCCCAGCGUCCCAAGUUGAGGCGCCAUCGGGCGGACCCCCAGCGUCCCAAGUUGAGGCGCCAUCGGGCGGACCCCCAGCGUCCCAAGUUGAGGCGCCAUCGGGCGGACCCCCAGCGUCCCAAGUUGAGGCGCCAUCGGGCGGACCCCCAGCGUCCCAAGUUGAGGCGCCAUCGGGCGGACCCCCAGCGUCCCAAGUUGAGGCGCCAUCGGGCGGACCCCCAGCGUCCCAAGUUGAGGCGCCAUCGGGCGGACCCCCAGCGUCCCAAGUUGAGGCGCCAUCGGGCGGACCCCCAGCGUCCCAAGUUGAGGCGCCAUCGGGCGGACCCCCAGCGUCCCAAGUUGAGGCGCCAUCGGGCGGACCCCCAGCGUCCCAAGUUGAGGCGCCAUCGGGCGGACCCCCAGCGUCCCAAGUUGAGGCGCCAUCGGGCGGACCCCCAGCGUCCCAAGUUGAGGCGCCAUCGGGCGGACCCCCAGCGUCCCAAGUUGAGGCGCCAUCGGGCGGACCCCCAGCGUCCCAAGUUGAGGCGCCAUCGGGCGGACCCCCAGCGUCCCAAGUUGAGGCGCCAUCGGGCGGACCCCCAGCGUCCCAAGUUGAGGCGCCAUCGGGCGGACCCCCAGCGUCCCAAGUUGAGGCGCCAUCGGGCGGACCCCCAGCGUCCCAAGUUGAGGCGCCAUCGGGCGGACCCCCAGCGUCCCAAGUUGAGGCGCCAUCGGGCGGACCCCCAGCGUCCCAAGUUGAGGCGCCAUCGGGCGGACCCCCAGCGUCCCAAGUUGAGGCGCCAUCGGGCGGACCCCCAGCGUCCCAAGUUGAGGCGCCAUCGGGCGGACCCCCAGCGUCCCAAGUUGAGGCGCCAUCGGGCGGACCCCCAGCGUCCCAAGUUGAGGCGCCAUCGGGCGGACCCCCAGCGUCCCAAGUUGAGGCGCCAUCGGGCGGACCCCCAGCGUCCCAAGUUGAGGCGCCAUCGGGCGGACCCCCAGCGUCCCAAGUUGAGGCGCCAUCGGGCGGACCCCCAGCGUCCCAAGUUGAGGCGCCAUCGGGCGGACCCCCAGCGUCCCAAGUUNCCGCGUCUCCUCCGCCACCCGUCCCCUCUCCCCCACCUCCGACCGCGUCUCCUCCGCCACCCGUCCCCUCUCCCCCACCUCCGACCGCGUCUCCUCCGCCACCCGUCCCCUCUCCCCCACCUCCGACCGCAUCUCCUCCACCACCCGUCCCCUCUCCCCCACCUCGGACCGCAUCUCCUCCUCCUCCUGGCGCUUCUCCACCACCGGCGUUGGAUGAUCUCAUCCUACCGCCAAACAUUGGUUUCCAAUAUGCAUCUCCACCACCACCACAGUUCCCCGGAUAUUGA